AUGCGACGUCGAGGUGGCGCAUGGCCUGAGCUGGAGCAGGCCAUGGCGCGGUGGAUCGCAAACGCUGGGCCCGCUGGCGUGCCUCUGACGCUGCAGACCAUCCGCGACCAUGUCGCCACGAUGGCACGGAACAUGGGCAUUCCGCCCACAUUCCGAUGCUCCAUAGGCUGGGUGCGCCGUGCUUUGAGGCGCCAGGGAGUGAGGUGUCGGGCAGCACAAGGCGAGGCGGCUAGUGCGGACAUGGCCGCCGUGCGCCACGCACGUGAGAAGCUGCCGCAACUCCUCACGCAUCUCGGUGUCACCCCGCGGGACACGUUCAACAUCGAUGAGACAGCGCUCUGGCUGUCGGUCCUCCCUCGGCGCACGUACAGCAACGGUCGGAUUCCGGGCCGCAAACUUUCGAAAGAGCUGCUCACCGUGGCAUUCCUCGUCAAUGCUGACGGGAGCGACGUCUUCCGACUGGACGUCAUCAGUAAGGCUAAGCGGCCGCACGACUUCCGCCCGGAUUAUGACCCGGAGUCCCUUUGCUACUCGCGGCACAACGCCAAAGGCUGGAUGACCUCGCCGCUCAAUGCUGCCAUGUACGCAGAAAAUCGCAAGAUUUUGGUGCUGCUCGACAACGCGAGCAGCCACAUGCUCCGCUCACAGCUCGCGUGGAGCGAGAACGUCUGCGGGAGGCGGAGGACCUGCAUGAGCAACGUGCGGCUCGUUUUCUUGCCGCCGAAUACCACCGCCUUCACACAACCGCUCGAUCAGGGCAUCAUAGCCACCGUAAAAGCCCGCUACCGACAGCAUUGGCUGCAGGCCUUCACGGCCUUGUGGAACGGCGAGGGCGCGACUACCGCCGUCGCCGGUUUCCGCCCCAAUUUGCGCGAUGUCCUCGCGUGGCUGUCGGACGCGUGGAUGUCUGUCGGCGAGCGCACCAUUCAACGGUGCUGGUGGCGCACGGGGUGUCUGCCGCUGUCAUGGUCCUUGGAGCUGUCGCAUGUACACGACGAUGAGCCCACCCCUGCCGUCUACCCCGACAUCGAGCUCGACGACGACAUCGAUGAUGUCGGGACUCUCAUCAGCGGCCUCGCACUCGGGAAUGCGGCGAUGACGGCCGCAGAGUACGUCGCCAUCGACGACGGCGAGCCGACGAGCGCCGAGGGCGCUGAGGGACAGCCUCCGAACGAGCCGGAGUCGGGCGUAGACGCCGAGCUCUGGCAGGCGCCGACUACCAUUCCAGCCGUCUACGACGACGCCGACCCCGUGUGCCGCGAAGCGCGCCGCACUGCCCGGGCGGCAUGCGAGAUGCUUAUAGGAUACGCUCGGGCCACCCGCAUCACGCCGCGCGAUCUGUGCCAUCUAUUCGAUAUACGCAACCCCAUUAUAAUCGCGCGGAUGGAGCGGGCUAGCCCGUCGUUCAACCUCAACGUGGCGCCUCAGCCCGUACCCUCCCCGGGCGCAACUCCCACGCCCGAGACCCAUCGUCCGCGCGGUCGUGUGCUGCCCGACUGGAUGACCCGCCCGUCUCGCCGUCAGGAGCUGUUUGACGCCGGUGUGGGCGCCGUGAUGGACGGGUAUGUGGACGCGGCUGAGUGGAUGCGUAUGUGA
This is a messenger RNA of Closterium sp. NIES-65, 1596 nucleotides long. The record is from the annotation of a GenBank genome assembly. NCBI's taxonomy places the organism in Eukaryota, Viridiplantae, Streptophyta, Zygnematophyceae, Desmidiales, Closteriaceae.